UAUUGCGGAUUUCGCUGCUAAACUGUUAAUAUCUUCCUACCACUAACUAUAUUAAUAAAAGCUUUAAACUAAGGAAUAUGUAUACUCAUUUCACGACCAUUCUCAUCGGAAUCACCUGCGUUGCCUGUUAUUCAAACUACGAAAUAUUUAAAGGAUUCGACAGGGAUACAUCGGAUCCAGAGACCGUCGAUACUACGGAAGUUUCACUGGCAAAUGAAAACACCACCAUUACUGAAACUAUGUACACGAAUAUGACAAUUUCCACUACGAGUUCUAAGCUCAGAAAGAAAAUUAAACCCAAAGUAACUUGUCCUGAGGAAAGACCGACUAACAUAGGAUCUUAUGAAGUGCCCACAGAGAAGGACGUCGUAAUCUUUACAAAGGAUUUAUUACUAAGUAUGUUUGAGGCAUACGAGACAGGCGCUAUGGCUUUACUCGUGGAUAUUAAAGAGGUCACAAAAGCAGCUACAAUCCUAGGAGAGAAAUGCCCGUAUGACAAGAACGCUUACAAGCAAUGUGUAAAACGCGUGAGCGGACAAAGCGAAGGUGUCACUAAAAGCCUCGUUAAUUCACUGCAGAUGGAAAAAGUUGAUAUUAAAGCUCUUACAGAUAACACAAUAUGCAGUUUGUUGGAAAUGAAAUCUGAUCCUAUGUUGCUGGUCAAGUUAUUGGCUCAAGAGACGGCUAUGCUCAAAUUUGCACUGCCGGGAUUCUUGAGGCUCCUGAACUCAUGCUCGAAGCUUUGUUUGAAAUCCCAAGUAAAACCCGAUUCAAAAAAACCGUUACGUCGUAUGACCGACCAAGAACUCGUGGUGAAGCAUUUUUUAACGAACAAGAAUUACAUUGAGCUCAUAAAAGAUUCAAGGCGCAGUGUCUAGCAAGAAUUCAAAUUGUUAAGCUGGGUGCGUUCGUUCUAAUCACAGUGUGACUGAUGUCUGCAACAAACAAUCGAUGGAGCUUUCACGCGAUUCACAUACCAACCGCUAGAUGGCGUACCUUCUUGUGAACUUUUGACGUGAACUUGACUAAAACUUUUAAACAACUUAACCAAAAUACUUAAGCUUUUCCUAGUUUUAUAUU
Molecule: messenger RNA, 1080 nt
Organism: Pararge aegeria (speckled wood butterfly)
Lineage: Eukaryota; Metazoa; Arthropoda; Insecta; Lepidoptera; Nymphalidae
Exons: 6
Coding region: 78-878 (266 amino acids)
Source: RefSeq, a predicted model, not a curated record